AUGCAGAACCUCUCAGAGAGUUUACUUAAAACAGUAAGAAAAGCAGCUGAAAUCACUGAAUCAGAAUCAAAGCUUCAUACACAUACAAGAAUUCUAAACAAGAUCAAGGCCUUGUGUACACAGUGGCAGGCUGAGGCAGAAGUCAAACAACAAUUGACAUUCACUGCAGAUCAAGCAUUCACUAUAAAGAGCUUCACUGACGCAAUCACCAUCAUCAAUAAGAAUAGAAAAAACCAGAUCUUAGGCCUGCAGCAGAAGAUCAAAUGUUUACACAGACAGGCAACUACACUGAAUCUGAAGAUCUCAUCACAAUCAUUCACAAUCUCUUUAGAAGUGUACACAUUAUCAGAGAUCACUGCACAGAAUGAGAAUCUGAGCAUGGAAUAUAUCAAGCUAGAAGAUCUGUCAGAGUCAUUAAACUUCAAUAAUGACUGA
Molecule: messenger RNA, 435 nt
Organism: Blastomyces gilchristii SLH14081
Lineage: Eukaryota; Fungi; Ascomycota; Eurotiomycetes; Onygenales; Ajellomycetaceae
Exons: 1
Coding region: 1-435 (144 amino acids)
Source: RefSeq, a predicted model, not a curated record